Molecule: messenger RNA, 4003 nt
Organism: Chelmon rostratus (copperband butterflyfish)
Lineage: Eukaryota; Metazoa; Chordata; Actinopteri; Chaetodontiformes; Chaetodontidae
Product: integrin beta-3-like
Exons: 15
Coding region: 88-2469 (793 amino acids)
Biological process (GO): cell-matrix adhesion; integrin-mediated signaling pathway; cell migration
Cellular component (GO): focal adhesion; cell surface; integrin complex
Molecular function (GO): integrin binding; fibronectin binding; fibrinogen binding
Source: RefSeq, a predicted model, not a curated record
GGAAAGUUUUUUCUUCUUUCUUUCUCUACUCCUGCUUAACCCAGAGCUCGUUGGCAGGCUCCGUCCUCACAGAGAGCCCGCACCAGGAUGGGUGCUCUCCCGGCGCAGAGGACUUUAUGGAUCCUGAUCCUUGCUGGAAUAACAGGAGUUUGCGGUUCAAACGUCUGCACCUCCAGAGGGGCCAGCACAUGCAAGCAGUGUCUGGCUGUGCACCCCAGCUGUGCGUGGUGCUUCCAGGAGGACUUCGGCCAGGGGGUUGCCACUUCUUCCCGCUGCGACCUGAAGAGCAACCUGGUGGCAGCGGGCUGUGCUCCGUCAGCUCUGGAGUCUCCAAGCAGCAAACUGCAGGUGAUCGAGGACCGGCCCCUCAGCAACAAGGCAGCGGGCGCCACGCAAGAUGUCACUCAGAUCAAGCCCCAGAAAUUACACAUCACCCUCAGGCCAGAUGAUGCGAAGCGCUUCACAGUGAAGGUGCGUCAGGUAGAGGACUACCCUGUGGAUCUCUACUACCUCAUGGAUCUCUCCUACUCCAUGAAUGACGACCUCUUCCGCCUGAGGACGCUGGGCAAGGGGCUGGCCGAGGCCAUGAACCGCACCACCAGCAACCUCCGCAUGGGCUUCGGGGCUUUUGUGGACAAGCCGCUGUCGCCUUACAUGUACAUCUCCCCCAAAGAGGCAGUGAAGAACCCCUGCUACAGCAUUAACACCACCUGCCUGCCCCAGUUUGGCUACAAACACGUUCUGUCCCUGACGGAGGAGGUGGGCCGCUUCACAGAGGAAGUGAAGAAGCAGAUGGUGUCCAGGAACCGAGAUGCCCCUGAGGGAGGCUUUGAUGCCAUCAUCCAGGCUGCUGUGUGCAAGGAGCAGAUCGGUUGGCGCCCCGGUGCGUCUCACCUUCUGAUCUUCACCUCGGACGCUAAGACUCACGUGGCUCUGGAUGGUCGCCUGGCUGGAAUCGUGCAGCCCAACGAUGGGCAGUGCCACCUCAACUCUGAUAAUAUGUACAGCAUGUCUACCACCAUGGAUUACCCAUCUUUAGCUCUGAUCACUGAGAAGAUGUCAGAGAAUAACAUCAACCUCAUCUUUGCUGUCACCAACCCUGUGGUUCCUCUCUACCAGAAUUACAGUGAGCUGAUUCCUGGCACCACAGUAGGAACACUGUCCAACGACUCGGGCAAUGUUAUUCAGCUCAUACUGAAGGCCUACGCUAAAAUCCGUUCCAAGGUGGAGCUGGAGCUUCAAGGCGUCCCAGAGGAGCUCUCCUUGUCCUUCAACGCCACCUGUCUGAAUGGAGAGCUCAUCCCUGGCCUCAAAUCCUGCUCUGGGCUCAAGAUAGGAGACACGGUCUCUUUCAGCGUGGAGGCCAGAGCUCGCGGUUGCCCCAAACAAAAGAAGAAAACCUUCAUCAUUAAACCCGUGGGCUUCAAGGACUCCCUCUCCAUCACCGUCACCUUCGAGUGCGACUGCAAGUGCCAGACCAAAGCUCAGCCCAACAGCCCCAAAUGCAACCACGGCAACGGCACCUACGAGUGCGGCAUGUGUCUGUGCCACCCAGGUCGCUUAGGGCCACACUGCGAGUGUGCAGAGGGCGACUAUAACCCCACGGAGCAGGACCGCUGCAGCGGACCCGCGGGCUCUGGAGGGCCUCAGUCCGCCAUCUGCAGCGGCCGCGGGGACUGUGUGUGCGGCCAGUGCGUGUGCCACAGCAGCGACUUUGGAAAAGUGUGGGGGAAGCUGUGCGAGUGCGACGACUUCAACUGCCUGCGCUACAAGGGGGAACUGUGCUCAGGCCAUGGCAUCUGUAACUGUGGCUUCUGUCAGUGUGCGCCAGACUGGCAGGGUGAGAACUGUAACUGCUCCAGGCGUACUGACACCUGCAUGUCCAGCGUGGGUCUGCUGUGCAGUGGGCGGGGCCAGUGUGUGUGCGGGGCCUGUGAGUGCACCCAGCCAGGUGCCUACGGGGCCACGUGCGACAAGUGCCCCACCUGCCCUGACGCCUGCACCAUGAAGAAGGAGUGUGUGGAGUGUAAGCACUUCAAGAGGGGCAAACUGUUUGACGACAACACCUGCUCACGAAUCUGCAAGGAUGAGAUUGUGCUUGUGGAUGAAUUAGUGCUCCAUGAUACAAAUGCUGUUAACUGCACUUACAAAGACGAGGAUGAUUGUGUGGAGCGUUUCCAGUACUAUGAGGACGCCAGCGGCAAGUCCAUCUUGUUUGUCGUCAAAGAGCCAGACUGCCCCAAGGGUCCAGACAUUUUGGUGGUGCUUCUGUCAGUGGCAGGAGCAAUCUUGUUCCUCGGCUUGGCAGCUCUUCUUAUCUGGAAACUGCUGGUCACCAUCCACGACAGACGGGAGUUCGCCAAAUUUGAGGAAGAGCGUGCUCGCGCCAAGUGGGACACGGGACACAAUCCUCUCUACAAAGGAGCCACAUCUACCUUCACAAACAUCACAUACAGAGGAAAAGACUGAUGCUACUGAACGAGGACGAAGAAUAAUGGAUGAAUUAAUGGACUCUUGCUGUCCUUUGCAGGAAGGAGCCGAAUCAUGUGCAGGCCUCUACUGUCACAAGACAAUAAUUAAUAAUUAUUUGUGUUUGUAAAUAUGUAGAAAUGAUUCUGAGGACACAUUUUUUAUCAGGGAUUUGUUUUAAACACCCUCGUAUACUACACUGAUAAGUAAGAUAUUGUUUUGAUUUUGUGUGAUUGACUAAGACUCUUGUGAUGUGCUGGUUUACCCAAAUCCCAAAAAACAUAUUUACUUCCCCUAGCAACAGUAUCCAGGCAUUUAUACAGUUUUUAUUUUAUUUUCCAAUAUAUUGAGACAUCUACAGAGCCCCAAAGUCCAGGAACCAAUAGUCUGGAUAACCAACAGACCAUGCUGUGGAUGGUGUUCAUACUGUUUUACCUAUGGUGGAGAAUAGUAUCAAAAGAAAGGCCAGUAAGAAACUCUUUUUCAGAGGCAGGUGAUGCCAGAAUUAUGCACAUGACUAAGUACUAAGUGGAAAAAUAUAUAAAAACAUGAUGUGGGUGAACAAAUCCUUGGAGUCUGUGGAAGAAUGAUUAUACACACACGCACACACAAAAAAAAAUCCAUUUCCUGAUCACAAUGUUGGGAUUUCCUGUUUGUGGUACUCAGUGGGACUGUGGCAAGAUAAACUGCCUGCAAAAAAGUGAUAUACUGGAGAUGGGAUGUGUUUUGGAGUAAACUGUUGAUUUACUGAAAACUGGUGCAGUUUCUUGUGUAGUGUUUUCUCCCACGUGAACAUCUUUCAUGUUUUUUUCCCUAAAAUAUGACUAAUGUCAUGUUUUUUUUCUAAUGAGCUGAACUUUGCAACCACAUAAGAGUGUCCAGUUUUGGGAUGUGAAAGACUCAGCUGAAACAGAAGAAGCUUUAUUCCAUAAUGGAUGAUUAAAGAUGUUAGUUCUCAAGACAUCUGAUUACAAAUUCAUUACAUUUUAGGGGUAUUAUUAGUUUUUUAUAUAAUAAGCAAAUGUGGAACUUUUCUAAAUUACUGAUGUUCUAUAAAGGUACAAAAGUGACUCAUAUAUGCUGUGUUUUUGUUUUAAAUGCUGAAAACUUGUUUGAUUAUUUGAAUCGGAGCAUCCUGAAACUCCAUUUCUCCAAAGACUACACAAAGACAAAUGACCAGUAUUGUGUUUUCCUGCAAAAUGCCUUGCGUGAACAGUCCACUGUCAUAUUGCUGCCCUUAAUGAGCUCUCAUCACACCCUGUCAAUAUUUCAUGUCUGUUGGUGAUUUGUUGAAUGAUCCGCCUACUCAGGAUAGUCAUCAUGAAAAUACUGAGGGCUAAAAUAAUUCCUGCUCAGACAUUAAUUUAAUUACUUUAAUGGCAACAAGGAUUUUCAGGAUAAUGACCAAAGUGAAUUAUUACAAAUUACACGUUAUAUUACAGGAAUUGACUACAGACACAGAGAGAUUAUGAACAUCUGUAUAAAUACGAUUGCAGCAAGACAUUUGAUAAAUAAUAAAUGACUGCGCAGCCUC